AUGAAGCAGAGAAAGAAUGCGCCAGUGGCUGCUGCGUCGUUGAGCGACAGCUCCGACUCUAGCAGCGAUGAACAAGUGACCAAGAAGGCAGUGCCCGUCGCUGCCAAGGAUUCCCGUAAGAAGCCGCCCCCCGCUAGGCCGGCAGAUUCGUCAAGCAGCGAGGACGACAGCAGCGAUGAAGAGGUCACCAAAAAGCCGACCAAUCCCAAAAAAACCGUCACGAGCGCCGCUGCAGUUCAGGGUGCGAAAAAGGCGAUUGCCGCUGCGGCGUCCAAGAAGCCUGUGAAGGCAAAGCCGAUGAGCGACGAUGACUCUUCAAGCGAUUCUUCAGAUGACGAAACUCCAGCCCGGAAGCCGGCAGCGAAGGCAAAGGCAGCUCCGCAGAAGGUAGAAUCGUCUUCCAGUGACGACAGCAGCGACGAGGAGGGUCUCAAGCCUGCGGCCAAGGCAAAAGCAGCUCCGAAGGCUGCUGCCGCGAAGGCGCCGGCAAAGAAGACUGACUCUAGCGACGAUGACUCUAGCUCGGAAGACGAAGCUCCGCAAAAGAAGGCGAAAGCAGUGUCCGCCCCGCAGAAGAAAGCGGCUCUUGCCAAGCCCCUUCAGUCCGACUCCAGCAGUGAGGAGUCCAGUGAUGAAGACACAGAGACAAUGAAGGCAGCGGUGUGCAAGCCUGCGGACUCGUCAAGCGAGGACGAAGACUCGUCUAGCGACGAGGAGAAGCCCGCCCUCAAGAGCCAGAAAGCUGCUGCAAAGCCUGUGGCGCCCGCGAAGAAGGCCCACGCCCCGGCUUCGUCUUCAGAGGAAGACUCCAGUGACAACGACGAGGACAGCGCCCCUAAGCACAAGGUGUCUGUUGUGUCGAACUCUAAGAUCCCUGUGGCAAAGAAGCCGAUCGCGAAGGAUGAAGACGACUCAAGCGACGAAGAGCCGCCGAAGAAGAGCCCUGCUGCCCAGAAGAAACCGGUUAAUGGUGCAGCGAAGAAGGCCGCUGCUAGCAGCAGUGAUGAUGAGUCGGACGACGAUGAGUCCGAUGAGGAUGAAAAGCCUCCCAAGAAGGGAAAAGCUGCGCAGGACGUGGAAAUGGAGGACGAGGAGGAGGAGAGUGAAGAUGAAAGUCCCCCGAAGAAAAGGAAGGAACCCCCAACAACGGGCGACGAUAAGAAGCAUGCCUCCAAGCGGCAAAAAGACGAGCAUCAGCAGCCUAGAGCCCGCCUUCAGACGAAGGGUGGCGGGGUCGUCGACAAGCUGCGAACAGAGAUCUUCUGCGGAGGUCUCCCGUAUUCCACCACAGAGAGUGAACUGAAGGAGCUUUUCGAAUCCGACUGCGGCCCGACCACUCGCAUCAAGAUGCUUGAGGGAAAAGGCAUUGCGUUCAUUACUUUCGAAACUGAGGAGGCCGCUCAAAAGGCCGUUGAAUACAACAACACGCAGUACAACGGACGCACUCUCCGCAUCAACCUCACGGCGGACAAGCAGAGUCACCAGUCAGGAAGUGGAGAGCGCGGCGGUCGUGGACGAGGCGGCCGUGAACAGGGCGGUGCCCGAGGAGGCGCAGCUGCAGGGGGCGAGCGACCCAAGGCUUCCCCAAACAAGCAAGUUGUCGUCAGAAAUUUGAGCUUCAAUGCAACGGAAGAGUCGAUCCGCAGCCUCUUCGAGGAAUGUGGCGAGAUCCAGGACAUCCGCAUGCCAGUGUUCGAGGACACUGGAAAAUUCAAGGGGCAAGCUUUCAUUGAGUUCGACAGUAUCGAGUCCGCAACCAAAGCCGUCGAAUACAACAACACUGACGUCGAUGGACGUACGGUCUGGAUCGACUUCGCGCUUCCGCGCGGCUCUGGUGGGGGCGGUCGCGGUGGUGGAGGACGCGGGGGCGGCAGGGGCGGCUUCGGUGCUGGCCGAGGAGGACGAGGAGGCCGUGGCGGCGGGCGAGGGGGAGCCAGCAGCGCAGUGAAGGCGGCGAAGGAUGGAACCGUGCAGGAGUUCCAAGGGACAUCGAAGACAUUCGACAGUGACAGCGACUAA
Messenger RNA from Besnoitia besnoiti, 2019 nucleotides. Its product is annotated as RNA recognition motif-containing protein. The coding region runs from base 1 to 2019 and encodes 672 amino acids. Gene Ontology annotation, cellular component: nucleus; ribonucleoprotein complex; cytoplasm. The transcript has 7 exons. Gene Ontology annotation, molecular function: mRNA binding. The record is from RefSeq and is a predicted model, not a curated record. Lineage: Eukaryota; Apicomplexa; Conoidasida; Eucoccidiorida; Sarcocystidae.